Trypanosoma rangeli is the source of this 1668-nucleotide messenger RNA. RefSeq names its product transferase, transferring glycosyl group. The record is from RefSeq and is a predicted model, not a curated record. NCBI's taxonomy places the organism in Eukaryota, Euglenozoa, Kinetoplastea, Trypanosomatida, Trypanosomatidae. Gene Ontology annotation, cellular component: nucleus. Bases 1 to 1668 code for a protein of 555 amino acids. The transcript has a single exon. Gene Ontology annotation, molecular function: cis-regulatory region sequence-specific DNA binding.
AUGGCGCAGACCUGGUUUAGACCGCAUCCGCUUGGCAUUUAUCCAAGAGGAAAUGCGAGGAGGGCAGAGGACUUGUCCGCACCAAGGUUUGGCAGCCUUUCACUUCUUCAGUUCGCUGCCAAGGGCCGGAGGAGCAAAUUAGUGCUUGUGUACAGGCCCACCGAAGAGGCAUUUCUGGAGCUGCUGCUUCAUAUGUUGUCCUUCGCCGCGGUGGACGACAUCUGCCGUUUGUCGGCCACUAGCACGGGUUGGUACUGUUUUAUUCAUGCCUCCGAUACGUUUAAGCAGGCACACAGCCUUAUGUCAGCCAACUAUUUGUGUUUUCGCGGGAGCUGGAAGGAGACUGCGGUUCGAGCGUUUCUCCUGGAGGCGACAGAUGCGGCAACUUUUGCGCCGAACAAACGGCAUCGCACGGAGCAUAGCAACUCUGCUGCGGAUGUGUUCCGGUUUAAACAUUCCCCAGUUGCUGUAAGUCGCUCUUUUUUUAACGAUCUGCUGUUUCAGGCAUGGAUGUGCACAAUUCUUCCAUGCCAUUACCAUCUUUUACCCGCUCUGAAGGAUGAGGCUGGCGCCUCUGCGAGUCCGGGUGCGGCACGCAAAUGUGAGGUAAACUCAUCAGGAAAUGCAACAAAUUUUCGCUCUCUGUUGAAAGAUGUGCCGCGCCUUAGCGGUCUGUCUCCAGAGGAAUUUCGAGAGAGUUUUGAAAAACCGAACUUGCCAGUAAUCCUCACGGAUGUGGCUACUCAUUGGCCCUUCUUUAAGAUUCUUCAGGGAAAGUUUGAGAAUUUGGCGCAAAAGAAGGAGGCGUUGUUUCGUCCGGGCGCUUCCACCGACGUCCCCAUGCGUUGUGAGAGUACUACGAUGACAGUCUCUGAUUACGUGCGUUAUGCACAAGAGCAAUCAGACGAGCGUCCCAUUUAUAUGUUCGAUGCGGAGUUUGGAACCUCCAUGGCUAUUGAGUCGCUUUACUCUGUGCCAGAGCAUUUCGCCCGCGAUGACUUCUUCAAAGUUCUGGGGGACGCGCGUCCAAAGUACCGCUGGAUCGUUGCGGGCCCACGCCGCGGUGGCAGCAGUUUCCAUGUCGACCCAAACUACACGAACGCCUGGAACGCCAACUUGACGGGGCGAAAGCGAUGGAUUUUGUUUCCACCCGGUUGCAUCCCGGACGGUGUUUUCCCUACGGCUGACAUGUCUGAAGUCACCACCCCUGUUUCACUUUCAGAGUGGUUGCUAAACUACUACGAUGCGUGCGUAGAGCGAUGGCGAGGCGUUGGGUAUGAGUGCAUAUGCGAACCCGGCGAUAUCAUGUUUAUUCCUUGUGGCUGGUGGCACUUUGUGAUCAACUUGGAAGACUCCGUUGCAAUCACGCAGAACUAUGUCUCGGAAAGUAACCUGUCGAGUGUUAUGAAAUUCCUCGUUGCCAUGAAGUCAUCGAUUACAGGCAUUGAUGAAGAUGCGGAGGAUAUUACGAGUGACGUAGUGCGGAGUAGGCGUGCCCAUUUCGCAGAAGAGUUUGCUGCCGCGAUGCAUGUGACAUUCCCCGACUUGAUGCAGCGAGUAGAGAGCGAUCUUGAAAAGGAGAUGCAGCAGCGUCGGCAAAAGCAGCAGGAGUGUGUCGCACUGCCGCUGCUGGAUAUCGGGGAAGAGGGGUUUACGUUUAACUUUUGA